AAGUGAAGGAAGACGGGGGAUGGAGAAGUUUUAGAGGUUCUUCUCGAAAAAUAGGCGAAAGAAGGGGAGAGAAAUUGUUCUUCUGUCUCUCGGGGGAUCUAGAGCUUCUUCUUGGAUACUGGGAGGCUUUCCCUCAUCUGAUUAGAGAAGUGGAGAGAAAGCGAGGUUUAGCAGAGAGUGAAGUGUUUAGCAGAAAAGGUGAACACUAGGUGCAUGCGAGAAACCGAACGGACCGGUUUAACCGAUUAACUGAAUCCGGAAAGGGCAAUCGUUAGAAUUUGAGAGAGGAAGCAGGAGAGGGAAGGUCGGUGCUUCUGAGAACAAACGAACAGAGCGGCGAGCAGAAGAGGAACAGAACGGUCGGGACAGAGAGCGAGGGUUUCUGGAAGGGGUAAGAGAGAGGGAGAAAAAGGAGAGAGAGUUCAUUAGCAACGAGAGAAAUAAAAAGAAGAAAUGAGGGUUCAUUAGCAGCCAAAUAAAACAGAAAGUAAGGAUAGUAGAAUUGGAUUUUGGAGAGAGGGAGUUAAAAGGAGAGACAGGUGAUUCGGAGGAAAGAGAGAAAUAAAGAGAAGUGAUAGAGGGAGAGAGUUUCUUUCUCCCAUUCCUUUCAUUCAUUGCACAGAGAUCAGAGGAGACUUUGGCGAAAAUCCCAGAAGCUAUCAAAACAGGAGAAAAGCACCAAGACAGCUCAUUAUCAGCUUGGGCCUCCAUUAGGAAAGUAAAUAACAUGAAAACAAAACGAGAAGAUAGUGAUAGCAUGGGAGAGGAAGAAAGGGGCUCAAAGAAGCAGAGAGUGCUUCAGCGAUCAGCGUCGCCUCCUCCACCACUUGGCUUUGAAAAUCCACUCUUACCUUUGGCUAAUACUUACAAUGAUGAUGAUGAGGAGGAAGAUUAUGAGCAAAAGGAAACAGCUCGUGAUGGUGGAGGAAAAGAUAAUAGAAUUGCCAGGAUAGAGCAGAAUGGUCAGGGAGCUCAAAGUGAAGAAUAUGAUGAGGAUGAGGGUGAGGAAGGUAAUGAUGCUUCACAUGACCAAGGAGUCGGUCAAGGUAGACUAAGCCGCCAGAUUGAAAUACGAAGGGACUGUCCAUAUCUUGAUACUGUCAAUCGCCAGGUAUUGGAUUUUGACUUUGAGAAGUUUUGCUCUGUCUCUUUGUCAAAUUUAAAUGUUUAUGCAUGUCUUGUCUGUGGGAAGUAUUACCAAGGAAGAGGACAGAAAUCCCAUGCAUAUACUCAUAGCUUGGAAGCGGGACAUCAUGUCUAUAUAAAUCUUAGAACAGAGAAAGUUUAUUGUCUUCCUGAUGGAUAUGAAAUUAAUGAUCCCUCAUUAGAUGAUAUUCGUCAUGUCCUUAAUCCAAGGUUUACUAGGAAACAAGUUGAACAGCUUGACAAGAAUAAGCAGUGGUCUAGGGCGCUUGAUGGUUCCGAUUACUUGCCAGGAAUGGUUGGGCUGAAUAACAUCCAGAAGACAGAUUUCGUGAAUGUCAUAAUUCAGUCUUUAAUGAGGUCACCCCCCUUUAAGAAAUUUUUUCCUAAUCCCUGAAAACUAUCAACA
Molecule: messenger RNA, 1552 nt
Organism: Carica papaya (papaya)
Lineage: Eukaryota; Viridiplantae; Streptophyta; Magnoliopsida; Brassicales; Caricaceae
Source: RefSeq, a predicted model, not a curated record